AAAAGACGACGGCGCAGCUCCUGACAGACAGAGGAGAGUUGAGCGGUUAGAGAGGGAGUCACGACCUGCUGGGACACAAAAACACGAAAGGUAAGAGCUAAACAUGCGAUUAAAAAGGCACCGAAUUGACAUACAUGUGAAUAAAAGUGCGUCAUUGACUGUUUCAGUCGGUGGCAGCCUGUUUAUCCGGUAAACAGGGAUGACUUUAACAGGGUAGUGUCGUAUUUUAAUGUCAAAGUAGGUUGCAAUGUGUUUUAACUGCGAGUUAAGCUUAAUUAUCGUUUUAUUUUAGCAAUGUUUGUUGUUUAAUUUGUACCAGCCUUUAUUAUCCUUGUCUGCAGCCUUUCUUAAGUCCUCAAUACCCUUUAAAGCCCUUUAGCAGCUGUUUUAGCCUCAAAACAGGCCACAAAGUCGAUAAAACAACAUAUUUCACCUUUACAGACACAUAUGUUAUCCUUAUAUUACCCUUACUGUAUGUGUGCAGCAGUCUGAGUCAGUCAUACCCAUAAAAUAAUGUGUUUGAGAAGUUAUUUCCUCAUGCCAACACUCAAGUUUUGGUGACUUUGCUUUCACUUAUAUCCCACUUAUGCAACCUUGUUAUACCUGACAGCUUUUAUGAUCUGAUCUGAUAUGACUGAAAUUUGAUCCACAGUCUUGGAAAGUCAAGGAGACUUGUAAGAAAGGGACUGCCAUGACCGGCCUGUUUAGAGGUCAUUCAUUUGGCUUGAGUGAAGCUGCUUCCCCCUCCCACUCCCACUCCACUUUCCUGGUCUUAGUUAAUCUGCAAUCUCUCAACACUUGACGCUUAGAUACAUAAUUGAAAUAUAUUUGUAAUGACUUUUCACUUUGACAGCUCGUACAUGAUCUCUCAUUACCUUACAGUCAGUGAUAGGGGAUUUUAAAGCAAAACAAAAUGUAUACUACUCCCUAAAUACUACUACUACUACAACUACUACUACCAUAGACUGUCUUAGAAUAAUAACCAACAUUAUGACUAAAAAUGUAUGGACAAGAAAGUUUUGAUUCAUAGUUUAACCAAAAAAUCAGCAGAAACAGGAACAGAUUGAAUUAUGUGUCUUAUUUUUGAUGUUACAGCUCAUUUGAGGAGUUUUUAGCAAGUUAUAAAACACGCUGGGACUAAGGCUAUGUUCACACUGCAAGUCAAUUCAGAUUUUUUAACCAUAUGUGACACAUAUCUGAUAUUUUCAUGUAAGUGUGAACAGUGCAAUUCAAAUUUUUUUCAAAUCCGACCCAGGCCUCUUUUGUAUGUGAAUAUAAAUUAGAUAUGUAUCCGAUAUGACUGCAGUGUGGACGCUCAGGUCGCGUUCAUCCGACCUAUACGUCAUCAAUAUGCGACAAACGUCACCAUUGUUGUCACCAUUUGUGCGUUGUGCGCAUGCGGGUCACUUCACGGACGCAUUCCAUUCACAUUAGAUGCCGCAUUUGUUGUUGUAAUGUGAACGACCGCACAAAAAGAUCCGAAUUGUGCAUCAUAACCUGCAGUGUGAAUGUAGUCUAAUUCUGAUGCCUCCUGAUGGCCAAACAAGACCAUUAUCAACAUUACUGAUCAUUCCUGUGGCAUUAAUGUGAAUACCUUAAACUGCUUACAAGACAUUAAAUGCUAAACAGUUGAGUUUGAACUCAUUCCACUGCAAAGAAAAGUGUGAAAUUAAAACAGGAUUUUGGAAUUAUUCACUAUUCAUGCUCCUAACCCUUACCAACAAUUCCAGACUUCAUAAUUAUCCACAUAAACAUAAUCAGUCUUGUCACUAAUGAUCUUGUUUGCUUUUGUACGUCAUAUAAGGUUGUCAAUAUUAAUGUCAGUCUGUUUUGCGAUUAUCCAAAAACUCUUUACUGUAGCUUUAAAUAACAGUAUUCUUGAUUUUGUUGUUAAUCAUGAUCUAAGAACUCUAUUUACGAUUGCUUUGGUCAGUAGUUGUCAUAUUAAGGCCUGAUCAUACAAUAGAAACAUCUAGCUAUCAGGCAGCUGUAUGCGUGUCUCACAUAAACCAUGUGGGCUAAUGAUACAGUGAGGAAGACUUUGCUCUUUGGCUGCUGCCUUUGACAUUUAUUCCAUUUUUCAGACGCUGCUCGUCUCCCACGUUUACACUACACUGCUUCAUUUCAUGUGGUCAAUGAUGACAGGUUAGGCCGCGAAAACGUUCCCCCUGACUUCACCUGACAACAGAUUACUGCACCUGACUGUUUGGGUACAAACAAAGGGACGGAUUUAAAGUGUAUUCAACACAAAAAAGGAGCUUUCUGUUUGACCCUGAAGCCCACAGCGGUGUGUGGCGUGUUGAGGGUGAGACAAUUGUGCUGCAUAUUUAAAGUGCAGAUAUUAAAACGGAGUCUGAAGGUGAUUAAUCAGUAACUAACUAGUCGCAGCGUGCUCGGUUUCCUCUUACUUCAGACAGCUGCAACCUUGAAAUAAAAUACGAGCUGUGUCCUCUGCUUGAAAAAAGGAAAAAGGACUGAGGCUAUGUUGAGUCACAUAUUUCUUCAUGCUGCGCUGAAGGCUUUUCAGGCCAGCUCUGUCAAAAUCUAGAAUCGUUUCCAUAUCUAGAUGUUGUGUUUGAUGAAAAUGUCUCCUUAACUGUUUGCUUAAACUCUGUCUUGCUGCUACCUUGACUAAACUUCCCCUGGAAACAAGAUACUGUAAAAAUAACGGGACUCCCCUGGUUAGAUGAAGCUUGUACUGAUCAAUAAUGAGGAAAUGAUGGUUGUUAUAACUGAAGUGAAAAAGAAAGGGAUAAUUUUCCUUUUCCUCCUCUGCUGCAGCAGUCUGCCUGACCUUCACUUUCACUUUCAGUUUCACUGAGUGAAAAAAUCCCCUUACUCUGAUCUCAGUAGACAGUCGAGUUUUUUAGGUACUUUCACAGCUCAUAUAAAAAAGCAAAUGUGUUGGAGUGUGUACAAAUGCUUACUUAUAAAAUCCAAACAUGGUAAGUUUUGAUUUUCUUCAACGUCUUUCUGUUUCUCUUCUCACAGAUGUCGUACGCUAGAGACAAACUGUACAACGGGUACCUGCGGCGAAAUAUGCCCACCAUUGUGUCCAAGGUGAAAGUGAGGGAAGUAAUACCUCACCUGCCUUGCUUGACGGAUCACGAUCGGGUAGGUUUCAUUUGGUAUAAAGACGUAAAGAUGAGCUGGGGAUUAUUUGAAUAAUUUUGGAAUAAUCCCUUUAUUCCUGAGCUCUGGGGCUCCACAGAUUUGAUCUUUAUCAAGAUACCAGAAUUCAUAUUUCUAUGCCCAAAAGGGAGGCUCAAAAAUGCUCAAACUUGGUUACUAUUUGUCUUAAAGUUAAACAUUAAACUGAACUUAAAACCUCCAUGUUUUUCUGGUAUCUAUCCUUAGUUGACUCUGGUAUACUGAUGUAAGAUUUUUCCCGUUUGAUUUCAGGAAAACAUUGAGGCCAAAAGAGAGACUUAUGGGAACUACGACGGCAUGAUGCUUCUCCUGGAUUGUCUGAAGAGAAGAGAGAGCUGGCCAGAGCAGUUCAUCCAAGCUCUGGAGGCGUGUGAGCACCCGACCAUCGCAGCUGAGAUCAGAGCCGAGUACGAGGCUCUGAGAGGACCCAGCAAUGAGUCAGCAAGUCAGUUACUCAUCACACCAUACUACAUUUCUUUAUUGGGUCAUUUGUCAGAAGUUUUCAUGUAUUUUCUUCUUCUUUCUUGGUGUUAAUAAGGUUGUCAUUGGGGAUUUCCAUAAUGUUAACACUGAUGAGCAUGAUCAGCUUUGGAGCUGCUGCCUGAUAUGGACAGAUCAAGCAGCCGGUCUUAUUUCAGAAUAAAUACAGAUUAAGUUCAGCAGUCUGCUAAGGUGAACAGGAUCACACUGUAACAGCCGGGAAAAAAGAUAAAAAUAAAUAAAGAAAGAAAAGGUCUCAGGGUCAAAUUUUAGAAAUCCUAAAAUUUAGAAAAUAUUGUAAAGAAAUCCUGACGGUUACAGAAGAUUCUUGUCAAAUUUCCUGAAAGAUUUGGAUGAAAACUUCUGAAAAUUUUAAUAGAAAUUCUCAAAACUGUCUGAAAGUCAAUUAUUGAAAACCUUUUAAGAAAACUUUGAAAAAAAAUUUAGUUUCACUAGAAAACUUUUUAAAGUUUCAGACUGGCUGUUGUGAUUAUCAACUGUCUGUUUUGGGUUAUCAGGACUGUUAUUGACGUUUACAGUGCUCAGCAUAAAUGAAUACACCCCUUCAGAGUUGUCAGAAAACCUUAAGUUUCCUGUCAAAAUCAACAUUUUCCAUGUCAGACUUUACAACAAAAUACUCCCCCAAAUGUCAACCAUUGAUUACGAACAAGAUUUUUAAGUUGCACACAAAAAAGUAUUUAUUUCACCUUAAAAUCAGGAUGCAAAAAUGAGUACAACCCAAUCAAAGUUCUGGGAGCAAAGCUGAAUUUUAGUUACCAUGUCAUGCUUUUUUUCGUCUUAUGGAAAACAAGAUGUUAUGUUAAAAUCAGCUUUGUCAAAACUUUGGAAAUUGUACUUUUGCUCAUCUAGAUAUUGAGUAAUACAUUACUUUUCAUAGGGGUGUAUUGACUUAUGCUGGGCACUGUAGCUGAUUGUCUGCAUUGGCCUCUUACCGUACAGAUUCCUCAAAUGUUUUGGCUCCACUCGGAGUGUGUCUUUCAUUACUUUGUCUCACCCUGAGGUCCCGCCCGCAACACUAACACGAUCCGGCUGUCUCAGUGUCACACAAUCAUGUGAUGUAACUGGUUAACCCGGUAACUCCUGUGUAUGAUGCUGAUACAGUUUUGAUCAAACAUUUUCUAAAAGCAUUCAAGCCAAGUUUUGGGUCGGAGUUUAUAAUGAUCUGAAUUUUAAAGUUUGACAGAAAGUUUAACAUUUAUACAGACCAGUGUUUGACUUAAUAUCAGUCAAACUCUAUUCCAGAAAGUCUGUAACUAAAUAAUGAGCAGAUCUUUUCACUUUGUUUCUAUUAAUCUCUCAUAUUUCCAGUUUCUAAUGCUGUCUGGACAAAGGUUACAGUCUGGUCCAUUCCUAACUAAGUCCUGAACUGAGAGUGUCAGAAGUUUAGAGUCAUAUCAGUUCUGUCAGUUCAGUCAUGCGUGGUCAAUUUAUAGGGGAGCAAUUCCUACAGAGCUUUGUGAGCUUAAUUAAACUUUAGAAGUAGAACAUAAUGUCCUCGAUGUCUGACCCUCAGAAAAAAAUCCCACAGCUUUGAACAGGGAGAGAAAGAGAGCGGUCUUUGGGAGGACGGUGGUAGUCUCCAAACUCGAGUUAUUUUCAUUUUUGUCAAUGAGGGAAAAAAGUAGCUUCUCUCACACACUAAACUACAAAUACACUAGAUGUAGCGACUGCUUUCCUUCAACAGAAAGGCUGCAGGGGUUUAGGUCCACUUGCAUCUGUGGCUCGUUCAGUUAUCAGUCCAGUUUGAGUGUUAAAAAAGUAAUUUGUUGCUCAAAAAAAGGAAAGAAAACACGUUGAUACAGGUCUAAAACUUUUGCCUUCGAAUGAAAAGGUGAUAUGAUGAAAAUGAGGUUAGGACAGGAUGAGUGAAACGCUGAAAAAUGAUGAAAAACAGUUGACAAAAAAUUAUCAGCGCUUACCACAACCAUUGUCUGACUAUGGAAGUGACGUACCUCGUAGAAAUCAUACUUUAUCAAAUAUAUUUUAGCUCCGACACUUGAAACAGCACUAAGAGGCAGAUCAUACAGAAUGAAGUUAAGCAGAGAUUUAAUUUUAACAAACUGAAUAAAGAGUAAUGAGUAUUUUGAUUGGAGUAUAAAGCUGUGUUUGACUUUGUCGAGGAUAUCUGUCACUUAAUGAAUUUCUGAAAUGAAAAGCUGCAACUUCAGACUUUAAGCUGAUUCAUCCCCAAAUGCUGCAAAGCUUCACGCUCCGUAUGUGAUUAACAUUCUUGGUUGAAGUAUUUUGCAUCAUCUAACCUUUAUUUUGAAUGAAUGUAUUAACUCUUCUUAAGAAUAUCUGAAUACACUACAUUUUGGCUCCCAGCAUUUUACAUUAGACACAUGCUUUAAAUGUAGCUGCACUAAAGCUUGGACACAAUUGGUUCAAACAAAUCAUUAAAGAAGAGACAAAACUGUCAGACAUCACAUGGGAUUGAAACACACAUCUUACACCUCUGACACAUGUCUGCACUGAUUCCUUGGCUCUGUGGUCUGAAUAGAGAAGCGGAUAAUUAGGUUAAUAUGAAAAUAAUCCCGGUGUAGUUACAAGGUUAGCUUCAUCAGGAUGUGUUUAAUUCACUUUUUAAUGACAACAUUGUUUGCUCUGACCCAGAUUCCAACCCCAGCUCCCCUUCUACGACUGUCGUCCGGGCACACGUCCAUCCAGCGCCAUCUGCCACUCAUCCGCCCGUGCCAGAAAGUGGUGGGAGCAGCCAGACUGCUGUUGCUCCGCCAGCUGAAGCUUCAGCUCCUCCUGAGCCAGCAGCACAACCUUCACCCUCUCUUCAAAUCCCUGUACAGCCAGAGCCCCCCCAGAGCUCCACGGCUCAGGUUCCCGAGGAUGCUCCUCCACCUGAGCCCGUCGCCGAGCCUCCAAAGGCGGCUCAAAUUCAAGUGGCGCCUCCUCCGUCGACGCCUCCUCCUUCUCCUGCAGCCCCACACAAUCAGGAGACUGAAACCCCCCCACCUCACCGCCACCAGGAGCCGGAGGAAAACUCUGAGUCAGACAUCCAGGAUAUCGCCGUGAGCCCCGAACAAGUGAGCACAGAAAACGGAGUGAAAUCCAUCGACUCCACAGAGGCCCCUCAACCGUCCAGUCCUGUGGAGCAGAGUGAGACUGAAACUCCAUCCAGCGAAGAUACUCCAACAACCGUCACCGAGGUCAGGCCACCGCGGAGUCCCUCUCCAGCUGAGAACGACUCCGAUUUGACUGAUGGUGCCUCUGUCACCGUGACGACCCCAGAAAAGGCUCCAGUCCAGGACACCACCCCGCCUACUGCAGCCCUAGAGCCUGAGGAAACAUCUGAACCUCCUACUGAACAGGUGAAUACCCAAACAUGUUUGUUUUUAACGCAUUUUAACCAAUUUCAUACCUUCUCAAAACACAAAAAAAAUGCAGCAGUCAGUUUCAGUAUUUCUUACUUGAUCACAUUACACAUUUAUCAUCAUAUUAUGUUAUAUUUUGACGUACAAGAUGUAAACACAAAGCUAAGACACUGAAUUGACUUGUGUCCUACAUUCAUGUCAUCUGCAGGCUGUUGAAAUCAGUCCAAAGAAAGAAGCUGCAGCCACAGUUUCCCCGCUGCCUCCUUCUCCUCCUCCUCCUGCUGCUGCUGCUGCUGCUGCUGCUGCUGCUGCUGCUGAUGAUGAUGAUGAUGAUGAUGAUGAUGAUAAUGGGACAGACACCCUUCCCCUUGAGGACAGCAGUGUGUGUCUGAGCAAACCUGGCGAGCUCAUCAGUGUCCAUCCACAGAAUCAUGACAGCCCUACCAUCCUUGCACCCAGCUCACAUGAGGAGCCAUAUUCGGGUGAUAGCCGCCGAAUAGAAAUGAGCGAAUCUGCACCAGUCACUGAGACCGCCGUCCACGCUCCUGCUUGCUCUGCUGCGAGCUCCACCCCUGUGAAAUCAGCCUCUGCAGUGCCAUGCCAGGAGAACGGCAUUGAUAACGGCCACAAUGAACCGGAGGAAAACCACUAUGAGUCCCCCUCUCAGAGUCUGGGUACGCAGGAGGUACUUGAGCAUGUCGUUCACGUGUCCGGGGAGCCGUCUAUCCUCGACCUCGCUGUCCAAAACUCAACACCGCAAGCUCAAAUCGUCAACGGAGAAGCCGCCAAAGAGAUGAAAUCUGCCUCGCUAGUACCCAGCGACCCUUCUGAUACUGUGUCCCCCUCGAAAGAGGACUCUAACCCCUCUGAGCCUGCAGCAGAGGAGACUUCCCCACAGCUGCAGACUCUGCAGGAUUCACAGCAGAGGAAGGCCUCUCGCAUACUGUCGGCUGAUCCAAAGUACAUUGUGGCUGCAGUCGGGGUGGGCGCCUGUGCGGCGCUGAUGGCGUGGAAGUAUAAGAAUUAAAAGGAUUGAAUGGCUUUUUAAAGGAAGAGAAGAUUAGGGUUUAAGGGCUUUGGACAGAGGAUCUUAAGGGGUUCUGUGCCUUAUUGUAGUCACAGGCUGGGAUGGCGUUAGGCAGCUGUUUAAUAAUUACCUUUAGUAAUAACAAUAGCUGACUAGCCAGACCUUUGAUCGUGUCAUUAAUUUCUCCUCUUUUGUUCAGUUGGACUGUGUUUUAUCAUUUAACUUCUAUAUAAGUCGACCAUAUUGAGAAGAAACCAAAUCUGUCCUUUUUAUUGUAGUUCUCUGAGCUGAGUUAGGACCUCAGGUUAUUUAUUUAUGCACUUGCUGCAGUUACCCUGUUUGUAAAGGCAGAGCAAAGCUGUGUGUUCAUGAAAGAAAUGUUUGCACUCGUGUGUUGAGCACUUUCAAGAUGAGACUGUGGUGAGGAUCAGCCCAUCAAAGAUCUGAUUCCUGUCACUGGAUGUGGACUGGACUAUCCUUUUGAUGGUGGGAAACUUGGCUUCAAAGGAUGCAGGUGCAGUCACUGUAUUUAUUUGUACAUAUAAACAGAAGCAUAUAUAUCCUAAUAGUAUUUUAAUAAGAAGCUAUGUGUCAAGGAUCAUUCCAAAAGCAUUAAUUAUGUUUCAGAAAUUGUGGACUCAAAUAAUGAGCGAAACAUGGCGCUCGUUAAUGUCCGUUCUCCCCCGUUUGUAUCUGUGACAUAGUCGGGAUGCACCACUCAGACUCUCUCAGACUCUCUCAGUCUGGAUCCUGUUACCUGACUUUGGGAUAUCAGCCAGAACAGAGAAUCCGCUGGAAGAUUAAAGGAUCACUCCUCUUUCUCUAACACAUCAGGCCAAACAAAAACACCGCAGUCUUAAUUGAGAAAAGCAUUAGUACUUGAGGAGUUAAUCUGGAUAUUUGUAAUUGUUCUGUGUGUAGAGGAGUCUUGUCUUGCUCACAGAUGUUGCGACACUAUCCACCUGUGUCUACCUAGCGCUCAGUUGUGGCAGCAGGUGAAAGAAGUCAACCCAGACGGCUCACCUGCUCGUCCUGGGAGACGCCAAGGUGUUCCCAGGCCAGAUGGGAUACAUAAUCCCAUCUCAGUGAGCUCUGGGUCGAUCCGGGCUGUCCUCCCUGUUAGACAUGCCUGGAAAACCUCCAAGGAGAGGUGCCCAGGAGGCAUCCUUGGAAGACGCCCUGAUUACCUUGACUGACUUACGGACGUCGGAGCUCCUCGCCUCAAUCCCCAAAGCUGAGCCCAAAGCUACCUAAAGUUAAUGACCUGGGUGAAGGUUGAAACUGAGGUUGACUGGGAAACUAAAAGCUUCCCUCUUCAGCGAGACAGUCUGGUACUACGUCUGAGUAACAACUGAUUCUCUCUUCAUGCCUAAACACAUUUUAAUACUUCUCAAAUCGCUGUUUACCACAAUUGCUGGACUAAUGCAAUGUGUCCCAGGCCCCUCCUGAUAUCCUGUGUCUGUAAAAAGACAAAGGAGGAUUUGGUUUUUAUGAAUUGUUUUUUUAAAGUCUCUUAGCUGAGCCCUGAUUGCUGACAUUUUUAUGAUUUACAUUCCUUCACAUGAGAAUUCCUGAUACCUUCUAGACGAUUUCUGAACACAGGCCCUGAUAUUUUUAGGAACUUAAAUUUUGCACUUCCGUAAUCUCCAAAAGGAGAUUAGCUGUGUCAGGCGCGUUGUGUCAUCUCUACGCAGCCCGUUUGAUUAAGAUGGGAGGGGUGGCUGAGUAAAAUGUGCUGGAGGAGAAGGAGAAGAAGGAGGAGCAGGAGCAGGAGGAGGAGUUUUCCUGUAAUUGACAACAUCACCACAACAUUCAGACCCACAUUUCCACAACACAAAACAGUGGAGUGCAUUGGAGAUAUCACACACAUGUUGAUGAACAUCUUGAAUUUUUUUAUGAUAUACUAUCCAGCUUGUGAUUGCCUUUAGACCUCACUAUUUCUGUCAGAAUCAGAUGGAGUUUGUUUGGUGCAUCCCUGUCUCAUAAUCAAAACUGCACCACCCCUCAAAAGGAACUGUCCUCUUUUAUUCAUACUUCCAUGUGGUACACAUGAACUGUCAGAUGAUUAUUUGCAGAUUCCACUGAGCUUUUGUGCUUUUUCCUUAUUUCAUCUGUCUCAAUGUUUGAAGAGUAAGUCUAAUAAUGUAGUCAGUGUAAACAUUUCCUAGAAUUGUAAGCAGUGAAAUGAAAAAUAUAAGGAUGACGCUUUUGCUGCUCUCUGCAGGUCCCUCCAGAUAAGCAGCUGUGCUUUCUGGGUAUCAUUCUGUGUAAAUGUUUGAGAUUAAAUUUUAUUUUUCCAUGGUAUUUUUCUCCUUUUAGAUAGAAACAAGUUUGACUGUGUCAUAUUCUGAGAUGAGAUUAUAGUGUAAAUAACAAUGUGUUGAAAUAUUUUUGCUGUAAAAGGAGUUGACAGAUUUUGUUUUGCACAUUUUAAAAACAUAUUUGAUCUGCAAAUAUGUUGAGUUGAUCAAACAGUAGAACUCAUGUAAAUUGUAAAAUCUGUAUGACUUUUAGCCAAGUUCGAUGCACUUGUCUCUAGCUAUGCACUCGACAAUCACAUCAAUAAACCCGGGCGAGAAAUAACAAUCCA
Molecule: messenger RNA, 10594 nt
Organism: Xyrichtys novacula (pearly razorfish)
Lineage: Eukaryota; Metazoa; Chordata; Actinopteri; Labriformes; Labridae
Source: the annotation of a GenBank genome assembly